Molecule: messenger RNA, 4109 nt
Organism: Andrographis paniculata
Lineage: Eukaryota; Viridiplantae; Streptophyta; Magnoliopsida; Lamiales; Acanthaceae
Exons: 6
Coding region: 161-958 (265 amino acids)
Biological process (GO): 7-methylguanosine cap hypermethylation; 7-methylguanosine RNA capping
Cellular component (GO): nucleus
Molecular function (GO): RNA cap trimethylguanosine synthase activity
Source: RefSeq, a predicted model, not a curated record
UUCUGCAAGUCAUAUCAAGAAACUUAAAUCAAACGUUUCUUGAAAACUGAUUGCUGAUCAACACUGGAGACCUACUGGUCAUCUCGUCGCUCUCUUCGCUCGUCUUCGAUUUUGUAAAUGGCGCAGUCUUAUCCGUGCAUUCGCAGCCUGAUACAUUCCGAUGAAAUUUGUAAAGUACCUUUAUCAGACUAGAAUGUCGCCGGCUAAAGGCUCCGCCCACACUUUGCCCCGGACGCGUAAUCGCCGAUGGAAUAGCUUCAAACGCAAAGUGAGAAUCAAGGCAAUAAAGAGGUCGCAGAAAUUCGGGAAGCCGAAGGAGGGAGAAAUGGUGACUCCGUUAGUAGAGAAGUACUGGCUUCAACGGUACGAUCUUUUCUCCAAGUAUGAUGAAGGCAUCAAGCUGGACGAAGAAGGAUGGUACUCCGUCACGCCGGAGGAAGUCGCCGCGGCGCAGGCUCGUCGGUGUGAGGGUGCAGGAAUUGUGAUCGAUGGAUUCGCCGGCGUCGGGGGGAAUGCCAUUCAAUUUGCCAAAGUAUGUCGUCGUGUUAUUGCCAUUGAUAAAGAUCCCUGCAAGAUUGCGCUGGCAUCUCAUAAUGCUAAGAUAUAUGGCGUAGAAGGUUGCAUUGAUUUCAUCGUGGGCGACUUUUUCCAGCUUGCACCUUCCUUGAAGGGUGAUGUCGUAUUUCUCUCACCACCUUGGGGUGGCCCAUCAUACAAGACAAAUAAAAGCUAUACACUCGACUUGCUCAAGCCAAAAGAUGGCUAUCACUUGUUCCAAGUCACGCAGACAAUAACACCUAACAUCAUUAUGUACUUGCCUCGGAACAUCGACAUGUCACAAGUGUUUGAGCUUUCCUGGCUGUCUUCUCCCCCGUUGGAUGUUGAGAUCGAGGACAACUUUGUGAGAGGAAACCCCAAGGGAAAGACAUUUUAUUUUGGUGACCUUGCGUUUAUGUAGCUUGGAGUCGACGACUUCCAUCUUGAAUGGUUUGUCUUGUCUCGCCAUUCUUGAAUUGUGUUUUAGUUUUCUGUUUUAGUUUCGUGAAAGUGGGUUGCAAUUAAACUUGACCAUAGUUUCAAAAUGUCAAUAUUAGGUUCCUCCUAAUGCUGCAAAUGAGUCAAUCGCAAGUAGCGUUUACACUCAAGUUGGAACCAGUCAAGUCGACCUCCAACUCGAGCUGAUAAACAAUUGGCUUGCUUUAAUAUUUCUGAUACUAAAAAUGUAUAUGUAUAUAUGAUCUUAACUUUUAGGAAAAAAAUCACACCUAGUUCCUUUGAUAAUAUGUUGAAAGAAUUGUACGAUAGGAGUACUUCAACAUCGGACUCAGCUGAUUAAGGUAGGACAGAUUGAUUUGCAUUUUGUAUUUUAAUAGGAACAAAAGUAUAACAUGCAAUGAGACUAAGCAUGAAUGUUUCUUUAACAUUGAUUAUUUAUUUAAAAAUGAAUUAAUUUAUUUACUCUUUAAUAAAUUAAAACAAUAAUUUGAAUACUAUUUAAGCUCUUUUAAGCUGAGUUUGAGAUUGAGCUUUUAUAUUGAAAACUCGUUGAGUUUGAGUCAGUAAAAUGUAGUUGAAACUUAGCAUAGUUGGGCUCGAGUUUGACUUGGCUCAAAUUUUCGCACGCUAACUUCAUCCACCACUCUAGUCCAUUGGAUCAUAUUGCAUAUUUUCUUAGCAUGGAUAUUCCAUUCAAUUACAACAAGUUCUCUAAAGCUUAUAGAAGUUUAUAUAAACUUAAAUGAUCUGUGUAUAUUAACUACUAAAUAAACUAUGUGCGUGUUUGGUUUGUGUAAUUGUCGUUUGUGUGAUUUUUUGUGUGAGAAUAUUAUGGCUCUGAUUAGACAUUUGACUUUUGGAGUUUUAAAAAAAAUAAUUUGAAAUUGUAAAAACUUAUAUUGUGAUAAUAAAAUCUCAAACUUAUUUCGUAUUAAAAAGUCGGUGUUUAUUAAGCCUUAUAUUAAUUAUACACAAAAAAAUUUAAAAUAAUGAAUAAACCAUACUAAAAACACUCUUAACUAAUGAGUAUAAAUUUGUAAACUAUGCAUAAUGAUUUUUUUUUUUUUUUUUUCAAAUGUGAAAGGUUUUCUUCUUUUUUACUUUCUCAUUUGACCCUAAACCCACACCACCCCUUCACCCCCCUUUCUUUCAAUUUCUUAUUUUUAUUUUUUAUCUUAGCAUGGCCUUCAAAACUUUCAAGAAUCCAAAUCAGUAUUUCAUUUGAUGUGUCUAGUGGACUGAAAAAACUUUUAGGGGAAAAAAAAUUAAACUUACAAAUGUUUGAUACGAUACAAUAAUAUUUGCACUAGCAAAUUAUAUGGAGUUAAUAUUAGCUGAUUAUUACAGAAGUUCUUAAUCAAAAUAUGUGGAGAUUAGGUGUCAAAGAAGAUAGUGAAUGCAGUGUAGUGGUUGUGAGUUAAUAAAUAGUUGGUUGUGUUGUACUGAUGUACUUUUAAAAGUACCUGAGACAUCGAAGGUUGCGGUUACAUUUUAGUGUCAGUUGGAUCUAAAUUUUCGAACUCUCUUUAAUAUCAUUUUUGAGCUUGAUCUGCUUUUUUGAAGAUGUGUUUAGUCGUAUGAGUUAAAUACUGAUCUUGCAUCUUUAUGAAUUUGUGUCUUAGUCUCAUAUGAGCCUCCGCACAAAUCUCUCAUAAAUUGCUUUUUAAAUCUUAUCAAGUUGUGGAUGUCUGUGUCCUCAUUUGCUUUUAUUUAGUUUGAUUUCAUUAAUUUAACAGUUGAUAUUGGUUUUUUAUUCUCUAUUGAUCUCGUACAUUUCGUCUAAUUUGAACAUCUUUCUUACUUCAUUAAGACCGUAUUUAGUGAAAUUUUCCAAUCCAUCGGCAUUGAAGUUCCAAUCUUUCAUUAGCAAGUCAGAUUUGUCAUAAUGAAAUACACUAGGAUUUCAUACCUUAUCAUCCUAAUCCGUCGCGAUACUUUUGAUGCGGACGAAAGCUUCAUAAAUUUAGUUUUACAAAAUUUUUAAAGCUUUCCUAAGCCUUAAUUCUACUAUAUUAUUGUUCGGGUAGAUGUUUUUCACAAAGCAACAAUGAUAUACUUCAUAGACAAACUUUUGAUUAUUAUUAGCUUGAAAGUUGUAAUAGCUAUCUGCUGCAUUCUAAUCAAGACAGAUUUUUGCUUUCGGAACAUUAAAGAUAAUGUUACACUAUCUCCAUCCAGGUGAAAGAUUUAUAUUUAAUAUUGACGCUGUUAUUAAGAAAUACUAGUAUAUAAAUGAUAGUUCGUGGUAUGUUUUGUAUGUAAAUACUUUUUUGCCCUUGUCUUUUAAUUCGACUUAUUGACAUUGAUGUAAAUGAAAUGUAAGUUUAAGGGCAUUUAUAAUGUAUAAUGCGGUUAAAUUUACUAAAGAAAAAAAUAUAAACCUUGUGUUUGGACAGACAAAAAUAAUACUAGAAUAUAAAUUUUUGAAUGGACGAAGACAUUAACAUUUUAUCACUAGCUGCUAGUUUUGAAUAUGAAUAAUCAUUAAACUCCUAAAUUGUUGAUUCAAUCAUUUGCUUAGCACUGCUAAAUCCAAUAGAAUGAACACAUGAUUGAUAAAAUUUUCAAUUGACUUUGGCCAGCAAAAUUUUUGUUCUUGGAUGUUGUUUGGUAAAAUUGGAUGUAGAUGGAAUACUGAUUUUGCAUUUAUAUUUUAGUUCGAUAAUUAGUCGAAGAUAGAUAGAUUAGAUGCAAAUAUGAAGGUGAAUUGCGAAUGACUAGUUGUCGAAAGUGAGUUCCUCUGUGUCUCUUGUCCGAAUCCGGAAAAACAGAUGGGUAAAGUAGAAGCCAUUAAAUCUUGUGGUGCCAUUGAUUCCUAUCUGCAGUGAACUGUCACCUGCAGCUGUAUGGUUUAUAUAGGAGCAAUCAGAUUGUAUGCGCGUGAAUAAAUGCGCGAAGAAAUCGACAUUAAUGGAUGUGUAGGAAACAGUAGUGAGUCACAUUAAGUAGAGGUAGAUCAGUGCAUCAUCAACAUAGAUAGAAAAGUAGCAGAUGGUUCACUGUGGUCCUUGUGCAGGACACACUAUAUAUGAAACCAGAAAAAGUCUGUAAAAAUUAUGUGUGUAUUGAAUUAUUGUUACUAUGAUGAUACACUUGAAUUGCAAUGGUGGAUG